Molecule: messenger RNA, 923 nt
Organism: Corylus avellana
Lineage: Eukaryota; Viridiplantae; Streptophyta; Magnoliopsida; Fagales; Betulaceae
Source: RefSeq, a predicted model, not a curated record
ACAAACUCUCCAUCAUCCUCUUCGCCUCCUUUCUUUGUUGCCGCUCCUACCACUCUCCCAAUGCCCCCAACAGCAACCACCACCACCACCGCAGCAACCACACACCUCGACGCCUGGCUGAAGCUGAACGGCUCGUGCCCGGUUUCCAGGAACUUGCAGCUGCCAACCUCGCUGUCCACGCCGCUCUCGGAGGUCGUUUCACUCUCGCAGUACGCCGCGGAUCGGAGGCGGAGGAGGAAAAUGGGUUUGUGGACAUUAUUGGAGGGAUGUCUACUUCUUGCAAAUGCAUUGGCAAUAUUAAAUGAGGACCGCUUCCUGGCACAUAGAGGGUUGAGCUUCUCAGAAUUCUCAGGGGGCACGACCAAAUCAUUUAAGGGGCAACUAAUAGGUCUCAUUUAUGCAACCCAGUACUUGAGAGUUCCUCUCAUACUGCUAAACUUCAUCUGCAUCGUUGUAAAGUUGGUGUCUGGAUGACACCACACAAGAUUUCAUUAAGUUUUGUGAUGGAUGGGACUCUACAAAAAAGACAUUUUCCUUCUGGAAGGCUGAAGAAUUUUCUCUUCAUCUUCUUCUUGGGGGGUGUAGGGGGAGGAGGUUUAGAAAAAUCAAGAAACUCUUUUUUUGGAAAUGGCCCUUUUAUAUGAUUAGUUGGGGAAUGAAGAUAUUGUGAAUUUGGUUGAAUGUUAGAGUGGUUUUUGUAUUUUGUUGAAAUAGCUUUUGCAGUUUAUGAUUCAAUGGUGUGGGAACUUUGACUUUUUGCUGUUACUGUUUGCCAAGGUGUAAACGAUGGAUGCAGCACAUGCUUUAGUCUCUGUUGGUGGUGACACAAGUUCCUCCCUUACAAUUCAUGAAUUAACUUUCUGACUAUAUGCAGCAUUUAGUGCUGUUAUUCAUUAAUGGAACUUGUCACCCUUCCAGAUGAA